This is a messenger RNA of Tremella mesenterica DSM 1558, 2856 nucleotides long. RefSeq lists its product as uncharacterized. The record is from RefSeq and is a predicted model, not a curated record. The transcript has 3 exons. NCBI's taxonomy places the organism in Eukaryota, Fungi, Basidiomycota, Tremellomycetes, Tremellales, Tremellaceae. Bases 27 to 2534 code for a protein of 835 amino acids. Gene Ontology annotation, molecular function: hydrolase activity.
AUGAACCCCUCUCAAAACAUUUCAAAAUGGAAACUACCACUAUACCACCCAUUCGUCAAACAAACCCUCCCCUGAGACAUCUCUUAGACCCAUAUACGACCUCUCACCCACUUCGCUCACCUUCACCGUUACCCCCAAGUUCUAGAGUAAAUCCUAAAUUGAAACAACGAUUACCACCCAAAACUUCCAGUUCACCUUUGUUAUGGACCAUACCCACUUGGAUCGCCUUCGCUAGGUUUGCCACUGCUAAGGGUAUUUAUAUACUUUGGAGUUUGGUAAAACAUGCUUUGUUUGGACCUAUGAGGAAAAGUUGGGGGUAUAGGAUGACUUUUAUAACAUCAUUCAUGCGAAACGUAGCGGAUCACACUUCUCUAGCCGAUAUCGUCCUAAUCCGUCGUUUAAUCUCCCUUCAUGCUCUCCUCCCUCUCCCUUCAGACGCAGUAGUCACACCUAUCACCUUCCUCGUUCCCCGACAUCUAGGCGAUCAAGUGGCUCGAGGUUUCCUUCGAGAGUUGGAUCUGAACGAAACGGGUCAUAGGGAAUUAUCAGGGGAAUGGGUAGUAGGAACGGAAGUAUGGCAAAGGUUAAAAGCUGAAAGAAGAGCUAGAAGUUCUUUCAGAAAUCGGGUAACGUCUAAUCCCACAAUUAAGGAUGAUAGGGGAAGGGAAGGAAGGGAAGGACGAGGAGAAGUUAGAGAUGAUCCUAAUGUGGAUUCUGAACUUGAACCUAACAAAUAUGGUGAAAGGGUGAUUUAUUUCUUACAUGGUGGUGCGUAUUAUGUUGGGUCGGCGACUUCACAUAGGGUUUUGACCAUUGGAGUUAGUAAGGCUUGUAAUGCUAGGGUGUUUGCAUUAACAUAUCGACUCGCACCCGAACAUGUAUUCCCUCUUCCUCUCCACGACGUCUUACACGGUUAUCUAAGACUUCUCUCUCCACCACUCAACAUCCCACCUGAAAAUAUCAUCAUAGCAGGUGAUUCAGCCGGUGGUGGUUUAACUCUCGCAUUAUGUAUGUAUCUCCGAGACGAAGGAUACAAAUUACCAGCCGGAAUAGUUUUAAUGUCACCUUGGGUAGAUCUUACAAUGAGUUGUGGAAGUUGGGAUGAAAAUUCAAAUUUAGAUGUUGUUCCAAGACCAGAAGCGGAUGAUCAUUUAAAUCCAGUAGGUUGUUAUUUAGGUCCAAAAGGGUUGAAAAAAUAUUUAACACAUCCAUACGCUUCACCUUUAUUCGGAGAUUUUCAUAAUCUACCACCAAUGUUAAUACAAUCAGGUGAUUCUGAAGUUUUAAGGGAUGAAAUCACUUUAUUAGCACAUAAAGCUAGUUUAUCAGGAGUCGAAGUGACACAUGAAUUAUAUCAAGAUAUGAUUCACGUUUUUCAAAUGUUUAGGUUUUUACCUUCUUCAAAAUCCGCUUUGAAUUCUAUUGGUAAUUGGGUACAAAUCACUUUACCCAAGAUACAAAAACGUCAUUCGAAAGUCAUACCUGGUUCUGGGGAAGGUAUAGAAAGAGAAGUUAGAUUAGGUGAAAGGGAAGUUGAUGAAAUUGGUGAAGAUAUGAAUAUACAUUUGGGUCAAACGGAAGUUAUGAUGGAUGAAUUGGAAAGACAAGAAGAUUUGGAAAGUUGGAGAAGAAGUGAAUUUGAUCAAGAUCCACCUCCUUAUUCUCCAACUCGAGUGCAAACACAACCUUCUCAAAUUUCACAAUCUCAAUCUCAACCUUCACUCAUAGCUCCAUCUCGAACAACGAACGUUCCUUCGAAUUCUGCUGUAAAUCAACCGACAACACAAGAAACUUAUGCAAGAGGUAGACGACCAAGUGUCGGAUUAGGAUUGAACGUUUCUUCUUCUCUACCUGAACAAAUAAAUAUCGACGAAGAUGAAGAUGAUAGUUCAGGUUCCCCAACUCCUACUCGAUCACGUACACCGACCAUCGAAUUCCCUUCUGUCCCACCACCUCACACACCCGAAAUUAACAUACCUAAACUUCGUCGUUCUUUGACGGAAUAUGAAUCAUCUUUAGGUAUCUCAUCUGAAAUACGUCAUCGUUCACAUGGAUCUUCUACUUCUUUACAUAUUUCACCUAUUCAAGUAUCUUCAAUAAGACACCAUGAUCCAUCCCUCACAUCCGUCAAUCCAUCCAUCUCUUCCGCUCACCCAUCCUCCUCAUCCACCCAUCCACCUCAUACUUCCGCUCAAUCUUCAUCUCAUCGUAUUCCCAAACAACAAAGAUCCGGUCCUACAUCACCUACGUCAAGUAUCAAACGACUUCGAAGUCCAACUAUAAACCUAGGCAUUUUCGGAAGACGAACAUCAAUAAGUUCACCAACACCAAGUGUAAGACGACUUAGAAGUCCUACGGUAUCAGGAAGUAGAGAAGGUAGGAAAGAACAACCUACUACAAGAGAAAGAAGUAUGAGUCAUUCUGAUAUUUUUAACCUUGUUGAAGGUUAUCAAGAAAGUGGUGCGGCAAAUGAAACUGUCGUUUAUGCUCCUGGUGGUGAAGUUAAAAGUGUUGGUGUUUUAGGGGAAGAUUGAAGAAUAAUUAUUCUUUACUGGUGGAUAUACUGUAUCAUUAAUCUUUGUCAUUUUACUUCGGAGUAUAUGAGUUGUGAAUGUCAUCCGAAUUCCUGGUGUUGAGACGUCGUCCUUUGGAUAUCAGGCGUUUGGAAUGUUGGAAGGGGUGUUUGUUGGUGUUAGCGAUAUUUGGGGAGAAGGGGUAGUUGUUGGUUGUUGGUUGUGAAGAUCGACAAGGGAGGGGAGUAUGUUGAUGAUGAGGUAUUGUGUGGGAGAUAGGUCAGAAAGAAGACUCCACAAUUGUAUUCAGUAGGUUGUAAUCUAUGCAUUCAUCUGCUUUAUC